This is a messenger RNA of Plasmodium inui San Antonio 1, 792 nucleotides long. RefSeq lists its product as hypothetical. The transcript is spliced from 2 exons. Bases 1 to 792 code for a protein of 263 amino acids. The record is from RefSeq and is a predicted model, not a curated record. NCBI's taxonomy places the organism in Eukaryota, Apicomplexa, Aconoidasida, Haemosporida, Plasmodiidae.
AUGAUUAAAAUUAGCGAUAAAUUAAAGAAACAGUUCCUAACCUUUGAGGAGGGGAAAGACCUCGUCACGAGCACCCUCAGAACAGGGAGGGGACUUGAAAUCUUGAACAAGGCGAUCAGCGAGAAAAAUUUACUACGAAAUGCUUUUCGUAAAAUAAAAGUUAUUAACAAGAUAGGAGAUGAAGAAAAGCGAAGCGUCUGCAAUGGGAUAUGCAUCGUAGAGAGGCAAAUUAAAUCCCCAAUUGCGAAAGCGCUUAACGAAUUUUACCGCGAGGUUAAAACGAAUGCACAUUUUGGGCGUAACAAAGUGCGAGUUAAAUUUUUUACAGGCUUUAAAAAGAUAUAUGGCCUAUUCAAAAUUGAGACAGCGUGCAAAUUGUACGUCCGGAAGUUACUAAGGCGAUUUUUCGCCAAACGAUGUGCUGAUUGUCCUGGUAGGAACACAAAGGUAGGAAACAAAAUUUUGUCAUGCGAAGGGGGAGACCACUGCGUGCAGUAUAAUAUGACCAUUUGUGACACCUCCAAAGCGUACACAUACUUUAAACAUACGCAUGAUUUUUUUAAAGGAAAAAUUUCCUCCAAAUGGACACAUGAUAAGAACAACGUCGGUGUAACUUCGCCAAGCGACAUUCCCUUUGUGGAAGAUAAGGUCUUCACAAAGGACUCUCCUUCGAAGGACUCCCCUCCAAAGGACUUCCCCCCAAAGGACUCUUGUUCACAUGUCUACACCCUUCUCCCCCUGACGCCGUACUAUUACGAAAAUUUACCCUCCAUAAAGCUGUCUCGUGCUUGA